UUGCUAAUUAAUUUUUAAUAAUAAAUCAAAAAUAUUUAUAAAAGAAAACUGCUGAUAUUGAUUUUUUCGCUAGAAAAUUUAGACAAUAUACGAUUAUGCAAAGUUCUCAUAACUUUACCAAUUAAUUCUACAAAAAAUACAAUCCUCAACCUUAAUAACAAAUCUAUAUUUUCUUGGCGUAUAUGACGGAUCUAAGGAUAGCGGUGGUGUGCAGCAGUAACAUGAACCGGAGCAUGGAGGCUCAUCACCUGCUCUCCAAGCGGGGAUUUCGGGUACGGUCAUUCGGCUCAGGAACCAAUGUCAAAUUACCAGGUUUAGCCCAGGACAGGCCAAAUGUUUACGAUUUUUCGACCCCUUACGAGGUCAUCCUCAGGGAUUUAACCAGGCUGGAUGAGCCGUUUUACACACAAAAUGGCAUACUUAAUAUGUUGGACAGGAAUCGAAGGAUCAAGAUCCGCCCGGAAAGGUUUCAAGAUUACUUCACCGAAAUUUUGGCCAAAAGAUCUCGCCCAUCCGCUCAGGAUAACAAUGUCGACGUAAUUGCCCAGGAAAAUAAAGAUAUCGAUAAGUUCGACAUUAUAUUUACCUGCGAAGAGAGGGUGUACGAUCAAGUCGUGGAAGAUUUGGAGAAGCGGAAUUGGGAUUGGAGCGGAAGCGCUAAUAAUUCUAAAAAAGGCGAACUUAAAGGCAAAGAUGUCCAACUAGAAGAAAAUUACACCAAUUCCUACGAGCCUGUCCACGUGGUCAAUAUUGACAUAACCGAUAAUCAAGAGGAAGCCACCCUGGGAGCCUUUUUGUUUUGCGAAAUUUGCGAAUUGAUGCGCGAAUCGGAGGACUUGGACAAUGACAUUGACGAGAUUUUGACGGAGGUCGAACACAGCUCCGACCGCACCAUCCUGCACACCCUGUGUUUUUAUUAAUAUUAUUUAUUUAAGUUGUACCCUAUAAAAAAAAUAGAAUCUGAGCAGUGAUUAGGGAGUUUAAAAAAAAUUACUUAUUACUUCACCUCAUAUAACAAUUUUAUUUAUAUAUAUACAUACAUACAUAUUUUUACAAUAUAAUAAUGCAUGGAGUAAUCUAUAAGAAGUCAAACAAAUAUAUCCUAAGGUGAUGAUCUAUAAAUUAUACUAUUUUUCAGAUGCCACUUCCGACACUUAUAUAAAAAAAUAUAUACUUACUGAAAAACAUCAUACACAUUUGGAACAGAUUUUUUUUUCUUUCUUUUCCUUCAUCUUGAAUUACAAAUUGCUGCCAGUCGCGUUGAACGUCUGUUUCAGAUAUCGUGGAACCUCCAACUAGAUUUAAAUUAUGAAUUCGAAAUUUCUCUUCGGAUUGUUUUAUUAGUUUUUUUUAUCUAGAAAAGUGUCAGGCAAAAAGAAGAUAAAAACCAUAUAAUACAAAUUUCCAUUUCAGAUGUCCAAAAUCUCUUUAUUAAAAUUUGAAAAGUUUUAAAACUUUAAAUCAAUCCUAUCCAUAUGGUAUAAUUAUUAAUU
This is a messenger RNA of Gordionus sp. m RMFG-2023, 1493 nucleotides long. Its product is annotated as RNA polymerase II subunit A C-terminal domain phosphatase SSU72-like. Gene Ontology annotation, cellular component: nucleus; mRNA cleavage and polyadenylation specificity factor complex. The coding region runs from base 183 to 920 and encodes 245 amino acids. Gene Ontology annotation, molecular function: RNA polymerase II CTD heptapeptide repeat phosphatase activity. The transcript is spliced from 4 exons. Gene Ontology annotation, biological process: termination of RNA polymerase II transcription. Lineage: Eukaryota; Metazoa; Nematomorpha; Gordioida; Chordodea; Parachordodidae. The record is from RefSeq and is a predicted model, not a curated record.